This is a messenger RNA of Mesoplodon densirostris (Blainville's beaked whale), 2931 nucleotides long. Its product is annotated as protein adenylyltransferase SelO-like. The coding region runs from base 239 to 1921 and encodes 560 amino acids. The record is from RefSeq and is a predicted model, not a curated record. Lineage: Eukaryota; Metazoa; Chordata; Mammalia; Artiodactyla; Ziphiidae. The transcript is spliced from 18 exons.
CCUUCUCGCUCGUCCCGAGGGUGCUUCCCGCCUGGGAGGAGGAAACGUGGCCGCAGGGGGCUGAGCGACGGUGGGGCGGCUGGACGCCCUCGUAACCCCACCCGCCCACCCGCCGCUGGCUCGGGAGAAACCAGCUUGAUCUUCCUCCUGGGGAGCGGCUUCCCCCGACCCCGCCCAGCCGGUGCCUCCAGCAGUCUCCGCAAAAAUGCACCCGUGUUAGACCGACUGUCAUCUAGAAAUGGCACAGGGCGUCCGACGAACAAUCAAGAACUUUCCUUCUGCGUAUUUAGGCAGAAGUAGGACGCGAAGCAUCGGGUUCCCGUUUUGCUGCCUAAUCCGGAGGCUCCAGUUUCCGCGGCUGCUUCUCUUGGGUGUUACCUGCCACGCCGUCGUCUGCUCCUUAUGGCGACCUGGCCUUGAAGGAAGUGCCAGCCUUUUGCAUCUUUACAGUAACAAGUCACACCCCGAGCAGGGCUGUUGUGAAAGAGAAGUUAGAUUAGCCUCGUCUCUCGACUUCUGGACGCUCUCCUCUGAAAACCUUAUAGCUGUGUUGCCAAUUGAUCCUGUUAAAGAAAAUUAUGUGCGUAAAGUGAAAAACUGUGUUUUUUCAAUUGCCUUCCCCACUCCUUUCAAAUCAAAAGUACAUCUUGUAGCAGUUUCAAAGCAAGUGCUAGAAGAUAUUUUGGACCUUGAUUUAUCUGUCUCAGAAACAGAUGAUUUUAUCCAGCUUGUAAGUGGCGAAAAGAUAGUACUUGGAUCCAUUCCAUUGGCUCACAGAUAUGGGGGCCACCAGUUUGGGAUAUGGGCAGAUCAGCUCGGGGAUGGAAGAGCCCAUCUUAUUGGAACUUACAUGAACAGGCAGGGUGAAAAGUGGGAGCUCCAAUUAAAAGGCUCAGGAAAAACCCCAUAUUCCCGAAAUGGCGACGGCAGAGCUGUGCUUCGUUCCUCCAUGAGAGAAUUUUUGUGUAGUGAGGCUAUGUACUAUCUCAGAAUUCCCACUAGCAGAGCUGCAAGUCUGGUUGUAAGUGAUGAUGCAGUAUGGAGAGAUCAGUUCUACAAUGGAAACGUUGUGAAAGAACGAGGUGCAGUAGUGCUGCGUGUUGCAAAAUCAUGGUUUAGAAUUGGAUCGUUAGAAAUUUUGGCUCAUUAUGGUGAAUUGGAUUUACUAAGGAUGUUAUUAGACUUCAUCAUACAGGAACACUUCCCCUCGGUAGAUGUCAAGGAACCCAACAGAUAUUUGGAUUUUUUUUCUACUGUGGUGUCUGAGACGGCACAGCUUAUUGCCUUGUGGAUGUCUGUUGGUUUUGCUCAUGGUGUUUGUAAUACUGAUAACUUCAGUUUGUUAUCCAUUACAAUUGACUAUGGUCCAUUUGGUUUUAUGGAGGCCUAUAAUCCAGAUUUUGUACCAAACACAUCUGAUGAUGAAAGAAGAUAUAAAAUAGGAAAUCAGGCUAAUAUUGGAAUGUUUAAUUUAAACAAGUUGUUACAAGCUCUAAACCCAUUACUGGAUCCUGGGCAAAAGCAACUUGCUGUUCAGAUUCUGGAGGGGUAUCCCAUUCUUUAUGAUACAAGAUUUAGAGAAUUGUUCAAAGCCAAAUUGGGAUUACUUGGAAAAAGCAAGGGUGAUGAUGAUUUAAUUGCAUUUCUCUUAUAUCUCAUGGAAAAGACAGAAGCUGACUUUACAAUGACAUUUCGGCAGCUCAGUGAGAUCACUCAAAGCCAGUUACAGGAGCUCAGCAUUCCUCAGCAAUUCUGGGCAUUGAAAACGAUCUCAAAGCACAAACUCUUUCCUGCUUGGGUGUCCCAGUACCUUUUGAGACUGAAGAGUAACAUGAAUGAUUCAGAUUCUGAAAGAAGAAAAAGAAUGACAAUUUACCAUGUGACUACACUUGGCUUGGAGAAGAAAAAAAAGGGAAGUUAGUCCUUUUUGCAACAUGGGUUCUAAGAAGAUCAAAGAAGUUAAGACAGAAGUACUCAAGUCCUGGAGUACUCUUGCCUUACUUAGGACUGCUGUGGAGAGCUAGUGUGUGUCAUCAGGGUGGCUGACUCAUGUUGAUGAAAUAAGAGUGAUGCUAAUAUUCCAUGUUAAGUUAGAGGAUGAGACUGCUUCUUGACUCAGGACACUAUUGUAGAAAUAAAAGCAAGUUGAGUUUUUACAAGGAAGUGAGUAAUCAAUCUUUGGGGAUCAGCAUGGAUUUAGCUGCCAGCCACUUAUGUUCACUGGUGCAAUCAUACAGAAUUUAUAGGCCAGCUCAAUAUGGACUAUAUCAGCAAUUAAGAGAAAAAAGAAAUUGAGAGAAGAAAAUGUCGUGGCUGUCUUCAGUAUUUGGAUUUGUUUGGUUAUGACAGGAUGGAUGAGAUGGUAAGAUGAAAGACAUUUAGUGAAUUCAAGGCUGCAGCUUUGAAUUCUUUUAGAGAAAUAAUAAAUGCUGAACAGUGUACUCUCAAGGAAAGGAAAAAUUAAUUUCCACAAUGAGCAAUGGGAAAAAGUUCCAGACAAGAUUAAAAAAAAAAAAGUACAGAAUUAGAUAACUUCAAAGAAUCCUAUGAACAGAUCUACAAUUUUCUGAUUUCAGGUAGUUUGUACAUAUCAACACAUAAUUUGAUCCAAAGUACUUCUGCUUGCAGCUACAAGUCCCAGCAUAUUUUAACAGUAUUUCGUUGCCAGGUUUCUAUAAAGUGUUGGUCAAGUUGGUUAAACUUUUAAUUGGGUGACUCCACUCUCCCUCUGCCUAAGUCGACUGCUUCCACAAUUUCCCUUGCAUGUCAGUUUCCUUUUCGUCUAAGGAUUAUAUAUAUUUAUUGUGUAUAUGUGUUUUUAUUUUAAAAGAGUUCUGCAUGAAUUCUUUAAAAUUUGGAAGAUGCAAACUUUUGUAGAAAGAAUAAAAAGAUUCCCAUCACUCAACCACAGUUGCUAUUCACUUUUCGAUG